This is a messenger RNA of Limulus polyphemus (Atlantic horseshoe crab), 2074 nucleotides long. RefSeq lists its product as uncharacterized. The coding region runs from base 185 to 1540 and encodes 451 amino acids. Lineage: Eukaryota; Metazoa; Arthropoda; Merostomata; Xiphosura; Limulidae. The record is from RefSeq and is a predicted model, not a curated record. The transcript is spliced from 6 exons.
UGGCUGAGAAGUAGAGAACAGGAAGCACUGCAGCAAAGCUUCUAACGUAGAUGUGAUCACAGCGAAGACACAAAAACUCCAACCUUCCAACUUUACGCUUUGCUGACCGAUUCAACAAAUCUGCUCAGAUUUGGUUUUAUAUAUAUAUAAAGGUUUAAGAAAAUAAGCAGUCACCUUAGACAACAUGUUCAGACCUUCUUUACUGUUUUGCUUCGUUCUUAGUGCCGCUGAUGUAGUUCUUCAUUCAGGUUACUCUGUUGACCAUGGCAACGCUAUAAGGAAUAUCAAAGAUAAAUCACUACCGGGGUCGUCAACUGAUGUCCACCAGGGCUAUCCCCAGGUAUUCACCCACAAAACCUCACUUCUUUUGGCAGAAGCCCUUGAUAUGUUGCAUCGAGCUAAAGACAUCAAAGAAAAACAAUGGCUGGAAGCCUUUGUUAAUCGUCUAGGUCGUCUGGCUGCAGAGAUGGAGCGCCCUUCUUCAACUCGCCUAAAGCCUAAUUUAUUGGCUCAUAAGUCUGUUGCCGUGCAACCCCCGCCUAAUAGCGCCAUCUGGACACGGCACAGUUCUCAUUCCGAAAGCAGUAACGCUGAGAUGUCGCUUAAAAAUUUAAAGCUAACUAACAAGACGUCAACAUUUUUGAAACCCAAAUCCGAAGAAGAUGAGUUAGUCCAACAACUACACAGUCAGCCUGUAAACCCUAGAAUGAAUUCUACUAACAUUCGAGUGCCGUCAAGAAACUACCUGUUGGAGACAAGUGUUACUACAGCAGCUACGCCCACAUCAGCUGCUCUUAAACUGACGAAAAUGGUAAAUCCAAACUCAGUAUCAAAGUCUAUACUUCGUAAAAAAAUUCUUAAACAGAUCCUAAAGAAGAUCCACUUACUGGAGAAAGUUGGAGGGGCGAAAGAAGAUGUGUUAACCAUCCUAAAACGUGGUGAAGAAUCUUUUGAUGAUCCUAAAGAAUCCUCCGACAUGACUAUCGAAGAGGGCGCGGCUGAGGGGGAAUUAGCAGCAAAUAAUAAUGUAGAAAACCUUAGAACAGUGGCGCCUUCUGCCAGUGACCUUCCUGAUGUUUAUCAAAACGAUCCAGGUAGAAUAACCUCAGAAGAUACUCAAGAAGAACCAAUGCCAGUCCUACAAACUGAAGAAUUGGGAAGUAAAAAUGAGGAGUUGAGCUACGGAUUAGAUGAAGAGGGAAUACCAGCCGUGCAGACCAUCGGUUUUCAAGAUGGAGGAAGAUACGAAAAUGAAAUACCUAUCGCACAAAGAGGUCAUUUGGAGAGUGAACAAGAUGGUGAGCGUCAGAGGAUUGAUGACGAACUUGUUCGACAACUAGAGGAAGAAAAAUAUAUUACAGUUUCCACGCAAUCAUCCAUCACCCAUAACCAAGAUGAACAAACGAACACAGAACCAGAAAUAAUGGGUGAAAUAUCUAAAACUAAAAACAAUCCCUACAAGGGAGACACAGGCAAGAACGCCUUAGACCAAAUGAUGAAAAGACUGACUGGAGAUAUUACUAGACAUGUUAUGAAAUGAAUAGUAAAACACAGUACUGUAUACAAUGAAUGUGUUUUUGAAUAGUAGUGUAAUUGGAAAAUAGAAGAAAUACAUGUAUGUGUAUAUAUACAUAUAUAUAGAGAGAGAAACUCUUCAUCGGAGAUUGACUGAAGUAGCCAGCUGUGAGGAAAAAGAUGAGGUAUUAAGUUCAUUAAAAUUGUUUUCCUUGAGGUUGAAGAAACGAGAGUGUAAGAAUCCUAAGUUCGAAUCAUUUUUAAUUAGUGUUUUAUGUUGUGGCACUUGAGAGAACCACUGAAAUUUGUCUAAACUAAAACCGUUUCGCUUUUGUUAAGGUUUACCAGCACAACGAAUUUCAUAGCGUAAAUAAUUCACAAACGUCUGUCUGUGAUUUUAUUUAUUGUUUUCCUUUAUUUAGCUUGUUACAAAAUUGCUACAGAUUUCUCGGUUCGAGAGUUCUGUCUUAUCUAGAAAUUAAAUUAUUAUCGAAAACCAUUCUUUGAUUCAAUCGGAUUUAAGGCUAGAACUUCAGUAAACUGAUGAUUUUAAGGUUCU